Molecule: messenger RNA, 1841 nt
Organism: Homalodisca vitripennis (glassy-winged sharpshooter)
Lineage: Eukaryota; Metazoa; Arthropoda; Insecta; Hemiptera; Cicadellidae
Product: UDP-glucosyltransferase 2-like
Exons: 4
Coding region: 93-1505 (470 amino acids)
Molecular function (GO): UDP-glycosyltransferase activity
Source: RefSeq, a predicted model, not a curated record
UAUCACUAAUAACGCUGAUACACCCUCUAUUAUGUGACGGAGCUCGCAUAUUGGCAUUGUUCCAUCUCAACUCUCUCAGCCACUUCUUGGUGAUGGAACCUCUACUUUUGGAGCUACAUCAGAGAGGGCACCAUCUCACCGUCGUUUCCAGCUUUCCCCAGAAGACGCCACUGGAGAACUACACGGAUAUUGACUUUUCUUCCCAAUUCCCACCGCCUACCAGUACCUUCACUUUGGAAACCAUAAGAAAUAAAAUGCCUAAUUAUUUAAAGACUGUAAUAUUUUUCAUUGAAUAUCACAUAGGUUUGAGUGAAGAAGUAUUGAAAAGCCAACGAGUAUUGGAUCUAGUAGGUGAGAAGUUUGACCUAGUGAUAGGAGAGAUUUUUGGAGAUGACACUCUCACCUACAUAUCCCACAAGAUGAAAGUUCCUUACAUCGGAUGGGUUACAAGUACCCCCUUACCUUGGAUCGCUUUUCACUCUGACAUCCCAGAUAACCCAGCAUAUAUUCCCAAUUUCUUUGUUAGCUUAUGCUCAGAUAUGACGUUAUUUCAGCGAAUUUAUAAUGCAGUUUCCCUGUAUUACGCAAAGGUGAUGUAUCAUAUUUUGUCAGAAAUUCCUUCUCAGAAAAUAGCGGAGAAAGUGUUUAAAGAAAAGCUGCCUUCCAUGAGGGAUAUAAACCAAAAAACCUCUCUGAUUUUGGUUAACAGCCAUUUCUCUUUGUCAAAGAGUCGACCUUUCCCACCAAAUUAUGUAGAGGUCGGGGGAAUCCACAUCAAGAAACCUAAAUCUUUGCCAAAGGACAUCCAAGAAUUUCUGGACGGUGCCUAUAAUGGGGCGGUCCUGUUCAGUUUUGGUUCAAUAGUGCGGUUGUCCUCGCUGCCUCCUCCAACGGUCCGGAAGUUCCUUAAUGUAAUUUCAAACAUGCCUCAGAGGUUCAUAAUGAAGUACGAGGAGGAACUGCCAGAUGCACCACCAAACGUCAUGUACAUGAAAUGGUUGCCUCAGAGCGACAUUCUUGCCCAUCCCAAUGUUCGCGCCUUCGUCUCCCAUGGAGGUCAAGCUAGUACAAUGGAGGCCGUAUAUUUCGCCAAGCCUUUAGUUGCUGUCCCAUUCUUCGGCGACCAAUACCAUAAUGCCAAUAACGUGGUGUGUAGCGGAGCAGCCAUUUUACUGGACAUCGACAACUUUUCUCAGGCUGACUUUUUACGUGCUCUAAGUGCAGUUCUGAAUGAUUCUUGGUACAUAGAAAACAUGAAGAGAUUGUCACAUCAGUUUCGGGACCGGCCGAUGACAGCGCUGCAGACGGCAGUGUACUGGACAGAGUACGUCAUCAGACAUCAGGGAGCACCACACUUGCGGCCAGCCUCUGUCAAUGUGCCGCUGUACCAGUACUUGUUACUUGACGUCAUCGCCGUUCUUGCCGUUUGGUUGGCCUCUUUGUUUCUCGUAUUGUACUGGCUAAUAAGACUUACCUUUUAUAUGAGAACACCAAUUAGCCGAUAGGUCUUUAUAAUCUUCACAAUCUACUUAUGUGUACGGUGGAUUAAGGGAAGCAUAAACAUUGUGCAUAAACUAAAUUUUAAAGCCAAUUUAAACAUAUAUGUUAUCACAGCUUUUCAGGUUACCAACUACCUUGCUAAUGGGUAUUCCCUGAUAAAACUGAUAAUGUGUUUUAGAUAUGGUGAGAUAAUUGUUAUGAACCGUUCCAUGUUCUUUGGUAUGAAUUUUAAAACUUAUAAUAAUUAUUAUUUAUUAUUAGUUGAGGUAGAAUAAUAAUAGUAAAACAUACAAUGAUGAGUCUUGAUAGUAAAUUUGUUAUACUAUAGCCGAAGAGAAAAU